Molecule: messenger RNA, 597 nt
Organism: Grosmannia clavigera kw1407
Lineage: Eukaryota; Fungi; Ascomycota; Sordariomycetes; Ophiostomatales; Ophiostomataceae
Exons: 1
Coding region: 1-597 (198 amino acids)
Source: RefSeq, a predicted model, not a curated record
AUGCAGCUCAAGAACAUCCUGUCUGCCACUGCGCUGGUCUUCCAGCUGUCUGGUGCCCUCACUCAGAGCACUGCCCCGGCUUUUGCUGGCACUUCUUCGGCCAUUGAGAGCAGCAGCACUGCUGUCGCCGCCAACAUAACCGACCAGAUGAUGUACCUCAACGAGACCCUGUUCGAUCUUGAGGAUGAUCUCGAUGACCUUGACGAUGAGGUCGACUUCAUCGAGGCCAGCCUGGACGAACCCACGCUCAAUGAGCACGGCGAGGUGAUUCACCGGCCGCUGCCUAAGAAGCCGCGUCAGGGUGCCCUCGAGCUCUGGUCGCAGCGCCGCUACCGUGGCCACCGCGUCGUCUAUGGUCGUCAGCCGGCUCAGUGCGACACUGUCGAGACGUACACCUACAACCGUGCCGGCUUCGGCAAGUCUGCUCGCGUCAUCGAGAAUGGCACGUGCUGCCAGCUCUUCACGGCGCGCGGCUGCAACGGCCACAACAUGGUCAUGGCCGGCGAUGUCGCUUCGUUCCAGCCGUACGGCAUGGACAACAAGAUCAAGAGCGUCCGGUGCAUGGGCUGCAAGCGGCUCUACCCCCGAGCGGACUGA